AUGAUCAUUUCCGCCGUUUCUCCAACCACACCGGCAACCGGUAAACGACCCGUCGACGUGGUUGACCAUUACCUUCGGAACGCGGAUAAGCGGUUGCAGUGUUUCUAUCGAUCCUACCCUAACUGCCGCAACCUCGAUCUUCAUUCACUAAGGAUACCUCCGUCGUACAUCGCGCCCUCUCCCAUUCUCAAGGUUACCAUAUCCAGCGUCAGCGUCGGCAACCGGAGCGAGUCUGAACAGCCACCCGCACUCGUACCCGCAGUGCAGCGUGCCACGCAUCCAUUCAACGAGGACAGUGCCGAUGUCAUGAUUCGGACCAGUGACAACGUGGAGUUUCGCGUCCACAAGACCAUCCUCGCCCUUGGAAGCGGCACGUUCAAGGAUUUGCUGUCAAUCCCUGAACCUCUGAACGAGGCAAGAGAGGCGAUCCCGGUAGCGGAGGACAGCGAGACUAUGGAUGCAUUCUUGCGGAUCUGCUAUCCCGUAAUCAACCCGAAGCUGACGUCGGUGGACCACAUCCGUAGGGUCCUCGCCGCCGGAGUGAAGUACGAUGCUCCUGCCGUCAUCGAUCAGAUGAAGGUGUCCCUAAUGGCACCGCAAUGCCUCGACGUAGACCCACUUGGUGUAUACUCUGUUGCUUGUGUCUUCCACCUGGAAGAAGAGGCCAAGUCUGCCGCUGAAGCUGCCGUCAUCAUGGGGAAAACCUGGAGCGAGGAUACCUACCCCGUGCUUGAUGAUAUCAGCGCGGGAGCCUACUUCCGUCUCCUGCAGCUCUAUCGUUCUCGUGUGGCCUGUUCUGAACCACGGGCAGGCCCGGGGAAGAAGAAGAGGAAGGGUGCUAGUGUCAACUCAACGCCAAGUUAUUAUUAUAUUGUCAGAUUCGAUGGCAUUGAGCCAUUUUGCCGUCUCCCACCGAGCACAGCCAGUUCCAUUCCUGUGGGCGCGACCGUUGAUGGCCUAUCUGGGUUCGAGCCAUUCUCCCAUGCAACAGGAGAUCUCAUUUUCCGCUCUCACGACGAAUUCGAUUUCUACGUCCAUCGCAAUAUCCUGGCCUUCGCUUCACCAAUACUGCUCAGUAGGCUCAUCCUCGAAGAGCUCAAGUACACAUCUGACGGUAUUGAGAUCCCCGUGUAUCGCGCUCAGGAGUGCGGUGUUGUCCUGGACAUCCUGCUCCGUCUUUGCUAUCCAGUCGCCCAUCCUCAAGUCUUCAAACCCGACGUGUUCCUCGCCGUCCUUUCUGCCGCGCACAGAUAUGAGAUGGCCAAGGCGGAGCAGAUUCUGCGAGGCCUCUGGCAGAAAGUCUCAGAAGCAAACCCAUUGCGCUUCUACUUCGCGGCUGUGGAGCAAGGUUGGAAAGACGAAGCCGUGAUGUGCGCAGAUCACCUAGCUCGUCUGUCUUUCUCCUCUGUAUCAGUAUACGACCGCUAUGUGCCGGAGAUGAAUUGCGUCCGUAGUAUCCCAUAUCGUCAUCUGCUAUCGUAUGUAGAGAAGAAGCGAUGGAACACCGAGACGAAGUUGGGCUGGUACGAGGGUCCAUACGGUACGGUGCCUUAUCUUUUAUGGUGA
Dichomitus squalens LYAD-421 SS1 is the source of this 1566-nucleotide messenger RNA. RefSeq lists its product as uncharacterized. Gene Ontology annotation, molecular function: protein binding. Bases 1 to 1566 code for a protein of 521 amino acids. The transcript has 4 exons. Lineage: Eukaryota; Fungi; Basidiomycota; Agaricomycetes; Polyporales; Polyporaceae. The record is from RefSeq and is a predicted model, not a curated record.